GUAAUCGAUGUUGACGAACCAUUUCAAGAUUACAUGUGUUUAUCGAUUUUUGCAUGUCUAUGCUGUUUCUGGCCAGUUGGCCUCUGUGCCAUAGCAAAAUCAAAAGAGGUAAAAACGUACAUGAUUGCGUUAUGGGUUAAAAUGGCAAGGACGCUCGCUGAUAGAGGUGACUAUGAAAGAGCUAGAGUAGCGGCAAAAACAGCAAAAUUGACAGCCUGGGUGGCUAUGCUUUUCGGAGUCAUUUUUGCAAUUAUUUUGAUCGUCAUGCGUUUGUAGGAUUUACGGGUAACUCAUAAUAAAUCAAACACAUGUCAGCUACAACUAUUAGAACGAUCAAAGAGGUACAGUUAAGGUAUUAUUUAAUUCCAAUACAUCACAUACAUGAAGUGUAGUAAAUCGCGAGUAAUUUAGUACGACAUGUAACUAUACUGUAAUAUUAUAACGUUAAUUUUUGCAAUAUACAUUUAUAAAAUACAAUGUAUAUACAUGUAUCUAUAUAAAGGUCGUGAACAGUCUUUUCAUGAAAGGAUGUAAGGGAAAGCAACACGAUCUAUUGAUAUUUAAUUAUUUAUAUAUUUUUCUAAUUUAUGUAAAUGAAAAAAUUCUUUAUAAGGAUGGAGAUCGUUGUGAAGUCAUACAUAGUGAUAAACUUUAACAUAUAGCUAUUGUUGUAUGCGAAAGGAAAAGUCAGCUAGAUGUAGCCAGUGAAAAGAAAGCAAAUGAAUGGAAACACGAAACUUUAUAACCAA
Xenia sp. Carnegie-2017 is the source of this 749-nucleotide messenger RNA. Its product is annotated as trafficking regulator of GLUT4 1-like. The record is from RefSeq and is a predicted model, not a curated record. Bases 34 to 276 code for a protein of 80 amino acids. Gene Ontology annotation, cellular component: membrane. NCBI's taxonomy places the organism in Eukaryota, Metazoa, Cnidaria, Anthozoa, Malacalcyonacea, Xeniidae. The transcript is spliced from 2 exons.